AUUCAAUUGAGAACUGCAACUGUUGACUCGCGUAGAGAAGGUGUAGUUACUCCAGUGAAAAACCAGGGUCAAUGUCAUUCUGACUGGGCUUUCAGUGCAACUGGUAGCAUAGAAGGACAGUGGGCAAAAAAGCAUGGAAACCUGGUUUCUCUCAGUGAACAGAAUCUGAUUGAUUGUUACGAUUGGGGUUCUGGAUGUUAUGGUGGAUCCGCAUCGCAUGCCUUUGAUGAAGUGAUUGAACUUCAAGGCAUCAACUCUGCUGAAACUUACCUUUACACAGGAAAGGAUAGAGACUACUGCAGAUUUCAGCCAGAUAAAAUUGCUGCUAAAAUCACUGACGACAAAUGGGUUUGGGGAGGCGAGGCAGCAUUGGAACAAGCUGUGAGAGAGAUAGGACCGAUGUCUGUUGUGAUUAAUGCAAGUCUGAAAUCCUUUCAACAUUAUAAAGGAGGAGUUUACUAUGAUGAAAAUUGCAAUGGAUAUGUAACCGAUGAAGUGCUGGUGGUUGGUUUUGGAAUUGAGGAUGGAAUGAACUAUUGGCUGGUUAAAAACAGCUGGGGAACAGACUGGGGUGAAGACGGGUACAUCAAAAUUGCUAAGGAUAGAGGGAAUCACUGUGAAAUUGCCAGUUUUGUGCGGUACCCUGUCGUGUAACGAGCCAACUGAUAAGACAGAGCUUCAUCAAUCCCAGCUGAAUGAAAAACCGGACUAUUUCUGUGAAUGCUGACUCAUUCAAGGACAUUGCUUUAAUUGUCUGCUGCAAAUUUAAAAAGUGAAAUAAUAACGAUUUUUGCACAUUUCUAUCGCUUCAUAUAAAACCAAUGGCAUUGUCUGAUUGAUACAUAUAGCCACUGUAACUGAUAGAAUGAAUACAUUCUCCAGCUUGUAGAAGACAAUAAUCUGCAUGUACUGCUGAUGUCCAACAAUAUAAUAAAGGCUGCCAGCAAUCA
Molecule: messenger RNA, 950 nt
Organism: Chiloscyllium plagiosum (whitespotted bambooshark)
Lineage: Eukaryota; Metazoa; Chordata; Chondrichthyes; Orectolobiformes; Hemiscylliidae
Source: RefSeq, a predicted model, not a curated record